AUGGCGACGCUGGGCUUGGACGACGACGAGCUCAAGUCGGUUGAGCAGACACUGGCUCGGUUGGCGCAGCUCUCGAGCAGCAUACAAAGCUUAAAGAUGGAUAUUCUCAAGAGCAAUCCGCUUCCUCACCCCUCCUCAUUACAAGCCUCGGCUCAGAUCCUCCAGCGCAACCUCCAGACGGUAUUAGAUAACCUGAGCGAGAACGCAGAGCUCUUCUCGCGCAUCGCCGUGCAUCCAUCGACAAAUUAUCCCGGACGAACACAAGAAGGCGUCUUGACCCAGCUGCUGCGGAAGAAGCUAGAGCCAGAUGUGGAGGAGCUCGUUUCACAGGGACGCGAGACGGCACGCCUAGCUACGCCUGAGGGCAUUGCGGAGCUACAGAGCAUAUGGGACGAGCUGCGGGAAUGGACACAUGACAGGAUUGCUAAAUACGUCAGAGAAGAGGCCGGCGAUGUCUACACCAAAGAAGAGAGGGAGAUGGGCGUCGAUAAGGUGCGCACAGGACUGAGAAAAGGUCUGGACGAAGAAAGCGACGAAGAAGACGACGAAGACGAAGACGAGGAUGAGGAUAAUGAUGACGCCAUGGACGCGACGAAUGAUCAAGCAAAAUCGGCGGCAGUGGGUAGGGGACCUGAGCCAGAAACUCUGCUUUGGUUUGCGGCGCGAGGAGAUUUCGACGUGCCGCGGAAUGUUGAAUAUGAGAGAAAAUCUGGGGGGAAAAGGGGAUAUGAAGGAGUGAAUAUACCGCCAGGCUCGUCUUAG
Messenger RNA from Trichoderma breve, 762 nucleotides. Its product is annotated as mediator of RNA polymerase II transcription complex subunit 8 domain-containing protein. Lineage: Eukaryota; Fungi; Ascomycota; Sordariomycetes; Hypocreales; Hypocreaceae. Gene Ontology annotation, molecular function: transcription coregulator activity; RNA polymerase II cis-regulatory region sequence-specific DNA binding. Gene Ontology annotation, biological process: regulation of transcription by RNA polymerase II. The coding region runs from base 1 to 762 and encodes 253 amino acids. Gene Ontology annotation, cellular component: mediator complex; core mediator complex. The transcript is spliced from 2 exons. The record is from RefSeq and is a predicted model, not a curated record.